Molecule: messenger RNA, 576 nt
Organism: Purpureocillium lilacinum
Lineage: Eukaryota; Fungi; Ascomycota; Sordariomycetes; Hypocreales; Ophiocordycipitaceae
Source: RefSeq, a predicted model, not a curated record
AUGGCCGUUGGUCGUACCUGCCGCACAGGUUGCCCAGCCGGCAGCCCCAUCCGAGGGCCCUGCAGCCGGUGCCUCACCCGCGACGCGUGGCGAAUAGCCGUGUGCUAUGACCUGCGCAACCUCGGCGACACACUUCUCGAGAGCUUCUUCGCGCUUGCCGUGGCAAUGGAGGCCGACGCGCAGGAAGACCCGCGGCAGUAUUCCGCCGACUACGACGAGCACGCGGGAAGCGUGCGCGAGGCGCUGUACGCGCGCAUGCGGCGCGACUUCGACAUCAUGCGCCGCCGCGCCGGAGACGGCGGCGGCACCUCGAGCUGGGACGACGACGGCGGCGACGACAAGGGGAUGUUGUUGUUGCCCAACACGGACCUCGAGUUCGGCGACGUGGUGGAGCAGAUGAUGUGGGCGGGAGACCACGGCGGCGGGUGCGCGGAUAUGAGUAUUAUGUCGGAGGGCGACUUUGUAAUCAUGUUCAACAGGUUGAUGGGCCAUGUGGGUGAGCGGGUGCUGCGUCACAGGCAAGAGUUCCUGGCUAUGUUGAGCAUGGCCAUCUUGAACAUAGCUGAGGUGUUAUAG